Molecule: messenger RNA, 1728 nt
Organism: Danaus chrysippus (African queen)
Lineage: Eukaryota; Metazoa; Arthropoda; Insecta; Lepidoptera; Nymphalidae
Source: the annotation of a GenBank genome assembly
AUGUUAAAUAUCAAAAACUAUGGCAGUAGUUCCGAAGACGAAGGGGAUGAUGAGCCUCAAAAAGAACACAGUAAUGAAACUUUGUUGACGCAUUUAAAACCUGUUGAUCCCGAACUCUCCGUUGCUAAAACAAUGCAAAUAUGCGCGGCGCCUGUAGUGGUACCAACGAAUAAUGAGGACUCCAGAGUAUUAGUGCAUAAUAAUAAAGAAUUAACACAUAAUCCUAAAUAUGAGGAACUGUUUGCACCAACAUAUGGACCUGAGAAUCCUUUUCAAACACAACAAAUGAGAGCUACUAGGAACAUGUUGUCGGGUUAUGUUGAAAAGGCUCAUCUUAGUGAAUUCCAGUUUGAGAAUCAAAGGAGAACCUUUACAAGUUAUGGAUAUGCUGUGGAUCCAUCUACAGAACCAAUAGUUAACGAGAAGGGAGAAUCUAUUGUUGUCUCAGCCAUGGUUGCCGCUCCUGAGGAAUCUGAGGGCAAAACGGUAUUUGAAAAUAUUAAGAAAAGGCCUUUAGAUAAGAAAAAAAGAGUUAGAAAUGACAACCCUGAGGAUAUAACAGGAUUCCUUGGACCAUGGGGUGGAUAUGAAGGGGAAAAGAGAAUAUUAAAACCAGAAGGAGAAGAAGCAAAGGAAAUCGAAGAAAUUCUAGCAAAAAGACAGAAGAAAGGCAAGGUUGUUGAUGAUCAACCUUUGGAGGAGAAAUCUAUAUUCCAUAUUGACAAAGGCACGGAUUACAUGGGUCGUUCAUGGAUCGAGGCCCCGAGAAGUGAAACUCAAUUACGUAGUGAUACACCACCAGAUAAAUGUUUCUUACCAAAAGCUCAUAUAUUUACGUGGAAGGGUCACUCCAAAGGUGUGUCCGCAGUUCGUUGGUUUCCUCGAACGGCUCAUCUCAUGUUAUCAGCUGCUAUGGAUUGUAGGGUUAAGAUCUGGGAGGUGUAUGGUGAUCGUCGUUGUAUAAGAACGUACUUUGGACACAGACAGGCAGUUAGAGAUGUUAACUUUAAUAACACUGGCACACAUUUCUUAUCUGCUGCAUAUGAUCGCUACAUCAAGUUAUGGGACACGGAAACCGGUGAGUGUGUGUCUCGAUUCACCUCGAGGAAGGUUCCAUACUGUGUGAAGUUCAACCCCGAUGAAGAUAAACAACACUUGAUAGUUGCCGGGACCUCUGAUAAGAAAAUUAUAUGUUGGGACACUCGCAGCGGUGAAAUAGUUCAAGAAUAUGACCGUCAUCUUGGCGCGGUCAAUACAAUCACCUUCGUGGAUGACAACAGACGUUUCGUCACCACUUCAGAUGACAAGAGUCUGAGAGUUUGGGAAUGGGACAUCCCAGUUGACAUGAAGUAUAUAGCGGAUCCAUCAAUGCAUUCCUUACCAGCGGUUACUGCGGCGCCGAAUGGAAAAUGGCUGGCUUGUCAAUCAAUGGACAAUAAAGUAGUUGUUUUCUCAGCGUUGAACAGAUUCAAGAUGAAUAGGAAGAAGACUUUCACUGGGCAUAUGGUUGCUGGAUACGCCUGUAGUGUGGACUUCUCACCAGAUAUGAGCUAUCUGGUUUCGGGAGACGCGGAUGGUAAAGCGUAUAUCUGGGAUUGGAAAACAACGAAGCUUUAUAAGAAGUGGAAAGCUCAUGACGGUGUUUGUAUUUCGUCUCUAUGGCAUCCUCACGAACCGAGCCGCCUUCUCACCGCUGGUUGGGACGGACUCAUCAAAUACUGGGAUUAA